This is a messenger RNA of Pestalotiopsis fici W106-1, 1104 nucleotides long. RefSeq lists its product as uncharacterized. The transcript is spliced from 4 exons. NCBI's taxonomy places the organism in Eukaryota, Fungi, Ascomycota, Sordariomycetes, Amphisphaeriales, Sporocadaceae. The record is from RefSeq and is a predicted model, not a curated record. Gene Ontology annotation, molecular function: oxidoreductase activity, acting on single donors with incorporation of molecular oxygen, incorporation of two atoms of oxygen; ferric iron binding. Bases 1 to 1104 code for a protein of 367 amino acids.
AUGGUCUUCAAGUCAAAAUUUCUGGCCGCCUCUGGCCUCUUCCUGUCUCUUGCCUCCCUCGGUUGUGCACAUCCCGGAGAAGGUCAUCAGAAACGGGUCCAAGAGGCGAGCAAUGCUCACAUGGUUGCGGCGCUCAAUGCUCGAGCUUUGGAAGCCUGUAACCAAAGACCAGAGGUGAAGGCCAGAAAGGAGCGUGCAAUAGCUCGUCGGCAGGCGACUUUCACCGAGCUUCGCCAAAAGAGAGGCCUCAAGGAUGAAUCCUUUGUCCACCGCAGAGAUGAUGCGGCAUUCCAGAAAUGGGCCGCGGUAGACCACAACAAGACGGGUAUUGUCGACUUUGGCCAGGAUACGCCAGCCGAGGACCUCUUUGCCUCCAACACGAGCUGCCUCCUGGCGCCCGACAAUGCCAAUGGUCCCUACUUUGUCUACCAGGAGCUCAUUCGGCAGGACGUGGUCGAGGACGAGCCGGGCGUGCCCAUGCACCUCGAGUUCCAGUUCAUCGACGUCAACACGUGCGAGCCGGCCGAUGUGCUGGUCGACAUUUGGUCCUGCAACAGCACCGGACAGUACAGUGGCGUCAGCGCCGAGGGCCAGGGUGGUCUCGCCUCGAGCUAUCUCCGUGGCGUGCAGCCCACGGACGACGAGGGCGUUGUCAACUUUGACACGCUCUUUCCUGGACACUAUGAAGCACGGGCGUCGCAUCAACACAUAAUUGUUCACGUGGGGUCGAAAAUCCUCGACAAUGGGACGUACACUGGCGGCGUCGUGGCUCACCUGUCCCAGCUCUUCUUUGACCAAAAGCUCAUCGACGCCGUCGAGCAGCUCGAACCCUACAAUACAAAUCAGAUCGCCCAGACUCCGAAUCUGGAGGAUGCUUUUGCUGGAUACGGCGCAACGGAAGAAUACGAUCCGUUCAUCAACUACAUUGUUCUAGGCAGUGACUUGUCUUCUGGUCUCUUUGCCUGGGCUGAGCUCGGUCUCAACACGAGCUCCAACUGGGAUCUCUAUGCCCCAUACGCGUCCAUCUGGAAGGAGGGCGGUGGAUCAGAUAACCCAGCAUUCAACUUUUCUAUUGUUGGAACACCCCCACCCACUCACGGUUAA